This is a messenger RNA of Daucus carota subsp. sativus, 2347 nucleotides long. Its product is annotated as transmembrane 9 superfamily member 7. Gene Ontology annotation, cellular component: membrane. The transcript has 7 exons. Bases 122 to 2041 code for a protein of 639 amino acids. Gene Ontology annotation, biological process: protein localization to membrane. NCBI's taxonomy places the organism in Eukaryota, Viridiplantae, Streptophyta, Magnoliopsida, Apiales, Apiaceae. The record is from RefSeq and is a predicted model, not a curated record.
GAGAGAGAUCUGGUUUUGGAGUCUACUCCUACAUAGUUAAUUAAUUGUAGAGCCCAAGGCUCAGUCAUCGACUCUCCUUGAGUUAUCUCUCUGCUCUCUCUCUCUAUCGAAUCUCUCUCAGAUGGGUCGUCAUACUUCCAACCGGGUCAUCUCUCCCAUCAUCUUCUUCCUCAUCUUCAUCUCAUCGGCCCAUUCCUUUUAUCUACCCGGGGUUGCUCCCCGUGAUUUCUCAAGGGGUGAUCCGCUUCAAGUUAAAGUCAACAAACUGUCAUCUACUAAGACACAGCUUCCUUAUGACUAUUACUAUUUGAAAUUCUGCAAACCCCAAAAAAUCAUGAAUAGCGCAGAAAAUUUGGGGGAGGUUCUCCGAGGUGAUCGUAUAGAGAACUCGGUUUAUUCAUUUCUAAUGAGGGAGGAGCAGCCUUGUAAGGCGGCCUGUCGUAUGAAGCUGGAUGCUGAAGCUGCAAAAAAUUUUAAGGAAAAAAUCGAUGAUGAGUACCGCGUUAACAUGAUCUUGGAUAACCUUCCAGUUGCUGUUCUUAGACAAAGAAGGGAUGGAAGUCAGUCAACUACUUAUGAACAUGGUUUCCGUGUUGGGUUCAAAGGAAAUUAUGCAGGGAGCAAAGCAGAGAAGUACUUUAUCAAUAACCACUUGAGCUUUAGAGUUAUGUAUCAUAGAGACCUUGAGACUGAUUCUGCGAGAAUCGUUGGGUUUGAAGUUACACCACACAGUAUUAAUCACGAGUACAAGGAAUGGGAUGAUAAAAACCCUCAGCUAACGACAUGCAACAAGAAUACGAAAAACAUAAUUCAAGGUAGCGCUGUACCCCAAGAAGUUGAGAAAGAUAGGGAGGUUGUAUUUAGUUAUGAUGUUACUUUUAAGGAAAGUGAUAUUAAAUGGGCAUCACGAUGGGACACCUAUCUUUUGAUGAAUGAUGAUCAGAUUCAUUGGUUUUCUAUAAUAAACUCUCUGAUGAUUGUCCUCUUUCUUUCUGGAAUGGUGGCCAUGAUCAUGAUGAGAACCCUUUACCGAGAUAUCGCAAACUAUAAUCAACUCGAAACACAGGACGAGGCUCAGGAAGAAACUGGAUGGAAGCUUGUUCAUGGAGAUGUAUUCAGGGCACCAGUUAAUUCUGGAUUACUCUGUGUUUAUGUCGGGACUGGGGUUCAAAUUCUGGCAAUGACUCUUGUAACAAUGAUAUUUGCUUUGCUGGGGUUCUUGUCACCUUCGAACCGUGGCGGACUUAUGACUGCCAUGGUUCUAUUAUGGGUUUUCAUGGGCUUAUUUGCUGGUUAUUCUUCUGCACGAUUGUACAAAAUGUUUAAAGGAACAGAGUGGAAAAAGAAUACAUUAAAGACAGCUUUCUUGUUUCCUGGUAUUCUGUUCGCUAUUUUCUUUGUUCUGAAUGCCUUGAUCUGGGGAGAGAAAUCAUCCGGAGCUGUACCGUUUGGCACUAUGUUUGCUCUUGUCUGCUUAUGGUUCGGGAUAUCAGUACCACUAGUUUUUGUAGGCAGUUACCUGGGCUUCAAAAAACCAGCCAUGGAAGACCCAGUUAAGACUAAUAAAAUUCCAAGGCAGGUACCAGAGCAGGCAUGGUAUAUGACACGGACCUUCUCAGUGCUUAUUGGAGGCAUUCUUCCCUUUGGUGCUGUUUUCAUCGAACUAUUCUUCAUCUUGACAUCCAUAUGGCUAAAUCAGUUCUACUACAUCUUUGGCUUCUUGUUCAUAGUUUUUGUUAUCUUGGUAGUAACAUGCGCAGAGAUAACGGUUGUGCUGUGCUACUUCCAGUUGUGCAGUGAAGAUUACAAUUGGUGGUGGAGGGCUUACCUUACUGCAGGAUCAUCUGCCUUAUACCUGUUCCUCUACUCCAUUUUUUACUUUUUUACAAAGUUGGAGAUCACAAAGCUAGUUUCGGGCAUCCUGUAUUUUGGGUAUAUGUCAAUUGCAUCAUUUGCCUUCUUUGUUUUGACAGGGACGAUUGGCUUCUAUGCUUGUUUAUGGUUUGUUCGAAAGAUCUACUCAUCUGUGAAGAUCGACUGAUUUCAUGGCAGAGAUAAGGUUCUUGAUAUGUUUAGUACAUUACCAAUUAGUGUUGACCUUGGAUCAAAGUUUGGAAGUACGGUCAAGAAGAAUCGUCACUUUUGCAGGAUAAGAGCUAAAUUACCGAGUUUUCCUACUUCAGAGAACCCUUUUUUCCUUCCCCAUAUCUUCUGUAGGAAUGAAUGUAUCUUUUUUUAUAAUUGUUUAUGUUUACAAUUUACAGCAGUGGUCAUGAUGUCAACUUUAUUAGUAGUUUGUGACAAGGUUCAUAUAUAUCUUAGUGGUAUUGAAAAACUGUUUUGUUUA